Messenger RNA from Dipodomys ordii (Ord's kangaroo rat), 3886 nucleotides. RefSeq names its product RE1-silencing transcription factor (gene Rest). Gene Ontology annotation, cellular component: nucleus. The transcript has 3 exons. Gene Ontology annotation, biological process: regulation of gene expression. The coding region runs from base 6 to 3224 and encodes 1072 amino acids. Lineage: Eukaryota; Metazoa; Chordata; Mammalia; Rodentia; Heteromyidae. The record is from RefSeq and is a predicted model, not a curated record.
CAAUUAUGGCUACCCAAGUGAUGGGCCAGUCUUCUGGAGGAGGAGGUUUGUUCACCAACAGUGGCAACAUGGGCAUGGCCUUAACUAACGACAUGUAUGACUUGCAUGACCUCUCCAAAGCUGAGCUGGCUGCCCCUCAGCUUAUCAUGUUAGCAAACGUAGCCUUAACUGGGGAAGUCAAUGGCAGCUGCUGUGAUUAUCUGGUUGGAGAAGAGAGACAGAUGGCAGAAUUGAUGCCUGUUGGGGAUAACAACUUUUCAGAUAGUGAUGGAGAAGGACUUGAGGAAUCUGCUGUAAUGAAAGGUGAAGCUGAUGGGUUAGGAAGCAUGGAACUGAGAAGUAUGGAGCUUAGUGUUGCAGAACCACAGCCUGUCUUUGAGGCCUCAUCAGCUGCCCCUGAAGUCUACAGCUCCACUAAAGAUCUUCCUCCUGAAACAUCUGGAGCAGAGGACAAAUGCAAGAACUCGAAGAGCAAACCCUUUCGCUGUAAGCCAUGCCAGUAUGAAGCAGAAUCUGAGGAGCAGUUUGUGCACCAUAUCAGAGUCCAUAGUGCCAAGAAGUUUUUUGUGGAAGAAAGUGCAGAGAAGCAAGCCAAAGCCAGGGAAUCUGGCUCUUCCACUCCAGAAGAGGGAGAUUUCUCAAAGGGCCCCAUUCGAUGUGACCGCUGUGGCUAUAAUACCAAUCGAUACGAUCAUUAUACUGCACACUUGAAACACCACACUCGGGCUGGGGAUAAUGAGCGUGUCUACAAGUGCAUCAUUUGUACUUAUACGACAGUAAGCGAGUAUCACUGGAGGAAACACUUAAGAAACCAUUUCCCAAGGAAAGUGUACACAUGUGGCAAAUGCAACUACUUUUCUGACAGAAAAAACAAUUAUGUCCAACAUGUUCGGACUCAUACAGGAGAACGCCCAUAUAAAUGUGAACUUUGUCCAUAUUCAAGUUCUCAGAAGACUCAUCUAACCAGACACAUGCGCACUCACUCAGGUGAGAAGCCAUUUAAAUGUGAUCAGUGCAGUUAUGUGGCCUCUAAUCAACAUGAAGUUACCCGCCAUGCAAGACAGGUUCAUAAUGGGCCUAAACCUCUUAAUUGCCCUCACUGUGAUUACAAAACAGCAGAUAGAAGCAACUUCAAAAAACAUGUAGAGCUACAUGUUAACCCACGGCAGUUCAAUUGCCCUGUAUGUGACUAUGCAGCUUCCAAGAAGUGUAACUUACAGUAUCAUUUCAAAUCAAAGCAUCCUACUUGUCCUAACAAAACAAUGGAUGUUUCAAAAGUGAAACUAAAGAAAACCAAAAAACGAGAGGCUGACUUGACUGAUAAUAAUGUUACCAAUGAAAAAUCAGAAUCAGAGCAGACAAAAACAAAGGGAGACAUGGCUGGAAAGAAAAAUGAAAAACCUGUAAAGGUGGAGAAAAAAGAGAAAAAGCCUUCUAAUAAUGUCUCAGUGGUCCAAGUCACUACCAGAACUCGCAAAUCCACAACAGAGACUAAAGACGUGGAUGUGCACCCAGGAAAUAAUUUGGAAAAAUCCUGUAAAACCAAGAAAAGCAAAAGAAAGAUGGAAGCCGACGUCCAUUCCUUGCAUGAUCCUGUGAAUGGGGAGGGACCUGUGAUGAAAAAGAAAAAGAAAGCAGAAAGCAAAUCCAAAAAUAGUCAAGAAGUGCCAAAGGGUGAUGGCAAAAUGGAGAAUAAGGAGGAAAAUAAGAAGCAAAAUACCUCCAUGAAAAAAAGCUCAAAGAAGAAAUCUCUGAAAAAUAAAUCAAGUAAAAAGAGCAAGUCUACUCUGAAGGAGGCUGUACAGAAGGGGUCUGCUCAGACAGAGGUUCCUCAGAUGGAGCCUGCCCUGAAGAGGCCUGCUCAAAUGGAGAGUCAGGUGGAACUGACUCCUCUUAAGGAUUCUGCCCACGUGGAGGUGGCUGAGGAGUCGGCUCAGAUGGAAGUGCCUCUUCCCAAGGAGCCUGCCCACGUGGAGGUGGCUCAGAUGGACGUGCCUCUUCCCAUGGAGCCUGCCCACCUGGAGGUGACUGAGAACGGGUCGGCUCAGAUGGAAGUGCCUCUUCCCAUGCAGCCUGCCCUCCUGGAGGUGACUGAGAAGGGGUCGGCUCAGGUGGAAGUACCUCUUCCCAUGCAGCCUGCCCACGUGGAGGGGGCUCAGAUGGACGUGCCUCUUCCCAUGCAGCCUGCCCUCCUGGAGGUGACUGAGAAGGGGUCGGCUCAGAUGGAAGUGCCUCUUCCCAUGCAGCCUGAUCAGAUGGAGGUGAUUUCGCCUGAGGCUGUUCCCAUGGAGCCCGAACAGAUGGAGGUUGUUCAGGAGUUGGCUCAGACAGAGCCUCUUCAUCCCAUUGAGCCACCUUUCCAGAUGGAGGUGGUUUCCAAACGGUCAUCUCCCAGAAAAGACAAUAAAAAGGAAAAGUCCAACAUUCAGAGUGAAAUGGCACGACAGGAGCAAGUCCUUAUUGAAGUUGGCUUAGUGCCUGUUAAAGGUAGCCAACUUGUAAAGGAAAAUGCAAGCACACAGGAUCUCUUAGCACCAUUGUCAUCACUUCCAAAGGAAAACAUAAGAGAAGAGUCAAAAGACCAAAACCUAUCCUCUGAAGGUGAAGAAAAUAAAGAAGCCCUUCUACAAAAAGAAGGAAUCGAAGAGGCAAAUAAGAAUCCAACUGAUCUUGCUGCUUCCAAGGAAUCUACCAGUGUUUCAUCCAGUGAACAAAACUUGAGUAUGACAAGUGGUGAAACUUCAAGUAACAAAUAUAAGACUGACUCAGCUGUGACGUGUGAGAAGGAAAUGAACACUGAACAGAACACAACAGAGAAUGCCCCUGGUAAAGACCCAGCUGGUGAAGAAUCAUUGUGUCUUCCAACGGAAGAAUGCCAGGCAGUGUCUGAUACAGCUUUGGCUUCACCUCCUGUUACUGUGGCAGUAAAUGAUACUCAGGAAAUUGAUGAAGAUGAAGGCAUCCACAGUCACGAUGGAAGUGACCUAAGCGACAACAUGUCAGAAGGGAGUGAUGACUCUGGAUUACACGGAGCUCGGCCUGUUCCACAAGAAACUAGUACAAAAAGUCCAAAGGAGGCUUUGGCAGGCAAAGUAGCUGAGGGAGAUUUUGUUUGUAUCUUCUGUGAUCGUUCUUUUAGAAAGGAGAAAGAUUACAGCAAACACCUCAAUCGCCAUUUGGUUAAUGUGUACUUCCUUGAAAAAGCAGCAAAAGGGCAAGAGUAAUUAAACUUUGGACUAGGUUGCAUUUCUUAGUAAGAUCUUGCAGUUUUUAAACUUCAUUUAUGGGAGUAAGCAAACUUACUAAGAUUGCUUUAAUUAGUGACCAGUAUCGAUUUUUAAGUGACAUUCUUUUCCUUAGGACUUUAUGUGUAUCUGUUGAUUUUUAGCAAGUCUAAUGGAGUUAAUAUAAUGAAACCAAGCAGAUACCUAAAUCUUAGCCAUACUUAGCCAGUUGAAGUGAGAAAGCCAGCAUGUUACAUAGCAUUCUAUUGCUUUGUCCGGUUACUUGUCAUUUUUUGUCUUCUCUUUUACUUUACUUUUAGUUUCUUGUUGUGCUUGGUAAGAAUUGGCUUAAUAGCAAAUUACUUGAAGAAUUUGCCUGCUUUAUGUAAAAUUAGCACUUUAAGAUUUCUUUAGAAAUGAAAAAGGUAUUUACAUUGAAGAAAAAUGCUCCCAAUAGUGGAUGUUGUUAUCAGUCCAGGUAUUUACUUCCUGAAUUUUGAUCUUAUUUCAUGUUCAUAUGUUAAUCAUCUUUAUAAAACAGUGAUUUGGGUGGGAUUUGUUGGGGGGGUGCUUUAAUGGCUUAAGAUGUUGCACAUUGUUUUUUUUUAACCUAUGCAGUUAAAUUUUUUUCUAGAAUAGCAUUUGUGUUGAACAGUAACACU